Messenger RNA from Lynx canadensis (Canada lynx), 4209 nucleotides. It is a transcript of the gene RIMKLA, whose product is annotated as ribosomal modification protein rimK like family member A. The coding region runs from base 1 to 1176 and encodes 391 amino acids. Gene Ontology annotation, cellular component: cytoplasm. Gene Ontology annotation, molecular function: metal ion binding; ligase activity, forming carbon-nitrogen bonds; ATP binding. Gene Ontology annotation, biological process: protein modification process. Lineage: Eukaryota; Metazoa; Chordata; Mammalia; Carnivora; Felidae. The transcript has 5 exons. The record is from RefSeq and is a predicted model, not a curated record.
AUGUGCUCCCAGCUCUGGUUCCUGACGGACCGGCGCAUCCGCGAGGACUACCCGCAGGUGCAGAUCCUGCGCGCUCUCCGUCAGCGCUGCUCCGAACAGGACGUGCGCUUCCGGGCGGUGCUCAUGGACCAGAUCGCCGUCACCAUCGUCGGCGGCCACCUCGGUCUUCAGCUGAACCAGAAGGCACUUACCACUUUCCCAGACGUGGUGCUCGUGCGGGUGCCCACACCCUCAGUGCAGUCAGACAGCGACAUCACCGUCCUGCGCCACCUGGAGAAGCUGGGCUGCCGCCUGGUCAACCGCCCACAGAGCAUUUUAAACUGUGUCAACAAGUUCUGGACUUUCCAAGAGCUGGCUGGACAUGGGGUUCCUAUGCCAGACACCUUCUCCUAUGGUGGGCAUGAUGACUUUUCCAAAAUGAUCGAUGAGGCUGAGCCCCUGGGCUACCCGGUCGUGGUGAAGAGCACACGAGGACACCGGGGAAAAGCUGUUUUUCUUGCAAGAGAUAAACAUCACCUCUCAGACAUCUGCCAUCUGAUCCGCCAUGAUGUGCCCUACCUGUUCCAGAAGUAUGUGAAGGAGUCACAUGGCAAAGACAUCCGGGUGGUGGUGGUCGGGGGCCGGGUGAUAGGCUCUAUGCUCCGCUGCUCCACAGACGGACGGAUGCAAAGCAACUGCUCUCUCGGCGGUGUGGGUGUCAUGUGCCCGCUGACAGAACAAGGCAAGCAGUUGGCUAUUCAGGUGUCCAACAUCCUGGGCAUGGACUUCUGUGGCAUUGAUCUCCUCAUCAUGGACGAUGGCUCCUUUGUGGUGUGUGAGGCAAACGCCAACGUCGGCUUCUUAGCCUUCGACCAGGCAUGCAAUUUAGAUGUGGGUGGCAUCAUCGCGGACUAUACCAUGUCCUUGCUGCCCAAUAGGCAGACUGGCAAGAUGGCUGUCCUCCCGGGACUGUCCAGUCCCAGGGAGAAGAAAGAGCCAGAUGGCUGCACUUCAGCUCAGGGAGUUGCAGAGAGCGUCUACGCCAUCAACAAUGGGUCUACCUCUAGUGAGAGUGAGCCUGAACUGGGAGAGAUCCGGGAUUCCUCAGUGAGCACAGCGGGGGCCCCGCCCCCCAUGCUGCCUGAACCUGGCUACAACAUUAACAACAGGAUUGCUUCAGAAUUAAAACUUAAGUGAAUUCCUGCUUUUUGGGCAGCAAUUAAACCAAAUCCUACUGCUUCCCUAUAGUUUUGAGUGAAUAAAAUCUGGACUAAUGUGAUUUCAUUUGCACAGAAACUAGAAAUCCCAUCUGGGCACUCAGCAUUCUUUCUAACGAUGAUUUAAGCAAACGGCUUAGCUUUGUGGUUUUUACAAAGACUAACCUAAAGACACUCACCACGAGCAACAUCCCGACUGAUCAACUUGAGACCGACGUCUGCUGCGAGCACUUGGAUAUACGGCUGACUUUUAAGGCGCUGACUCUGUCCUGCUGCUUCUGGCUGUGAUCAGCAGAGCCCAUUAACCCAGAACGGCCCCUGGAAAUACUGUACUCAGAAGCCCCACUGGACGGAGGCGGGUGCAGAAGAGACCGAAUGUGACUGCGGUUAUGUGCUCUUCGUUAAGUGUGUGUGUGAUGUGUGGAGAAUACACAGUCCAAACGCUAUGAGAGGAUCGAUCUCUGCUCCCCGUCAAUCACCAUCUUGGCCAUAUUUCUCUGACACUCAGGAUAUGGUGUUUUAGGGAGCUUCCUCAUUAGCAGUGAAGCACUUUGUAGAAAGUUCGAGAUUGAACGUUCUUUGACUUCACUGGUUGGCAGAUAUCCUGCUGCGUAACUGGGGCUUUCUACAAAUUGCUUUGCCGCUCCGAAUUUAUAGACCCUGCUUCAACUAAUGCCAGCCCCAGCAGCCUCUUGCACCUUUGCUGCCUUUGGCCUCAGCUGGAAAUGCACUUCAACGAGCUAGUGGCCACACACUUUAUUUCUUAUGCGUGCACUAGAAUUGAACACCAUGAACUUUCUUGUCAAUGGACUCUGUUCGUUUGUCAUCCAGAAGCCGGUGGGUUUUUAUCAUAGAAGCUACUGGAAGAUAAUCAUUUUCCCUCUUCUCUCCUAAAACUUUGUGUACUGCUUAGCUGUAGGAGGUUUUCUUGUACGUGUUGGUGUUGUGGGCCUGUUGGGUAGAUUGAGCCAUUGGAAACACACUCUAAUCCCCUUGACCUUCUAGUCCUAUCCAGGUUUCAGAGACCUGUCCUUACCACUUUCCACACUGGGGAGACUCAGGUAUUAGGAAUUGCCCAUUGCACAUUUUGGGGGAGGACGGUGUUGGAUAAUAUAGACGGGACACCAAGUGCUUUUCAUUUUAACUCUUUAAGCAGUAGAUGAUGAUCCUUCCCUUGGGAGAAAUCAUGGAGAUAGAGUUUUCCAUUUCUGCUCAUAUGAAGUAUGAUGAGAAUGAGCAAGGCUCCCUCUUUAACCAAAUACGCUAAAACGUAAGCCCUCAAGAGUUACCAUAACCUAUUAUUUCCUCGAGAGAUCGUACUCUGGAGCUGUGAUGUUACAUAUGCCAAGAACACAUAGACUUCCUCUUUGGAAUGAUUUCUGAAGCCAUGCAAGGUAAGAGGCCUCCCAGCCUUACAGUGAGACCUCGUUUUUCACACCACCCCUACCCGAGAGGUAGUCCCAAGCUCCAUCCACCCGUUUUAUUUAUCAGACUUAUCUUCUAAUGCUCUUUGGCUCUUAAAAAAAAAAAAAAUCAUUCCUCAAAACAUAAAUCUACCCAUAAAGGACAAAGACCUACCAACACUGAGGAAGCUCACAAGUGGACAGUUUCCAAGGAAGGCUCUAGAAAUAGUCUGACUUAAGGUCAGCUUCACUGGACUAAACAUCCAUCUUCCCAAGGUGACUAGUUUGAAGGCAGCAACACCCAUUUGGGUGUAUAAAUUCCUGGACUUAAUUCUGCUGUAAAUGUAAAAAUGUGUAUAAAGCCAACACUGUCACAUUUUUUCACAACACAUCUAAGUAGCAAUUGGCUUUUAAAAUAUUGUGGCUAAAAGCACAUCUCACCAAGUAGUUCUUAGACAACUGAAAAACGUUUGGCUCCAUGAUAUGGAGAUAAUGCACUACACCAUUGUAGUCUAAAUGCAGUCCAACGUAGGGUGCAUGCCACUCAGUUGUAACUCUAGUAAAUUGUACGGUUGACGGAUGAUAACGCUUCACCUUUAUACAGGUUACGACAUUUACCUUAUCUUUACCACUCAGGGUGGGUUUAGGAGGACAGUUCUAGGUCUGUUCUUGUUGAAUUGUCCAAAUGCUUUCUACGUAAACAUCUGAACUGAGUGAUGACCUUCUGGAAGCUGCAUUCACUCAUUCCCACUGUUCAGUGUAAGCCCAAUCUCCCCACUUUAUCUCAAAGGAUAUUAGCGGGCCCUGUGCUAAGCAGAGCAGCUAGAGGGUGCUUCCGGAUUUGUCAAAGGGGGCUCAUCUUCCAGCUGCUAGUGACAUCUAUAGUCAUUGGCACCAUUGCUUUUUGGCCCAGCCUAGAAGCAGAGAAAGCUGGGUCACACCCAACUCAUAGCUCCCCUCCAGGAUUUCCCUACUGGCCGUGGGCCCUGUGAGCUCGUCAUGCGUCUGGGCCACGCUUGUUUACACCUGCCGACCAGACCUGCUGGAAGGAACGUGGGGCUCAGAGCCAGAUCCCGGUUUGGCUCUCCCCUUAAAUAGCUCACCUAACCUUGUGCAGUCAGGUGGAGUCUGGCCCCAUUUUUCCAUUCUGAUAGGGGAGAUGCCUACUCUGUUUACCUCUUGGGGUGCUUUGAGGUUGAACGCGAGUUAAUUAAUGAGACUUGCAUCAUGUGGGAGGUGGUAGAAGAAUACCUCCCACAUCUGGUUUAGUAAGUUUCUCCUCACCCCUCCCCUGAGGGGUUAAGAAAGAAAGAGGCCACGAAUUCUUGGCAUCAGCACAUUAAAGAGUGUCAGGGGAACCUGAAAAGGAUGCAGCUUCUCAGAGGCUUCACCGCCUGAAAGAAGGAAGGCUCUCCGGUACUCAAACAGCCUUCUGGAUGUAUCGUAUAUAACCGGAAACUCCUGACUCUCCGAUAUCACUAACGUCUUCCUUGUGUAACAUAAAUUGCAGUGUCUGUAUACCGGUCUUCCCAUUAUCUUGAAACUGGUCGAAACUUGAAUGCCAAUAGCUCAGUCACUGCAGAAUAUAUAUGAUCCUGCCUUGGGAAAAA